Brettanomyces bruxellensis is the source of this 1146-nucleotide messenger RNA. RefSeq lists its product as uncharacterized. The transcript has a single exon. Gene Ontology annotation, cellular component: membrane. Gene Ontology annotation, molecular function: sphingolipid delta-4 desaturase activity. The record is from RefSeq and is a predicted model, not a curated record. Lineage: Eukaryota; Fungi; Ascomycota; Pichiomycetes; Pichiales; Pichiaceae. Gene Ontology annotation, biological process: ceramide biosynthetic process. Bases 1 to 1146 code for a protein of 381 amino acids.
AUGAGUGAAAGCUUAAGAGUAAGACAUUCAGCAAAGCAGCCAGUGAAGUCUGUUACAGUUGACUAUUCUGAUGGUUCAACUAAAGUUCCGGGCCCAAAUGUUGGUAAGGAUAAUAGGGAUGAGAAUGGAAGUAUGAACAACUUCUAUUGGACCAACUAUAGAGAUCCUCAUGCCAUCAGGCGGAAAUUAAUCAUUAAGGCACAUCCGGAAGUGUUAAAGUUAUGUGGUCCCGAACCAUUAACAAAAUAUGUUGCAUCGGCAGUUGUACUUACUCAAAUUCUUGUUGCAUAUCUUUUUAGAAACACAUAUCCUUUGGACCCAUUAUUUUUGCUGGUUGCUUAUUCCUUGGGUGGUACUUGCAACCAGAAUGUUUUCAUGUGUAUUCAUGAACUUUCGCACAGUUUGGCUUUCAAGAAACCAUUAUGGAACAAGUUGUUUGCUAUAUUUGUGAACUUGCCUAUUGGCAUUCCCUAUAGUGCUUCUUUCCAGCCUUAUCAUCAGCUUCAUCACAAGUUCUUCGGCGAUGAAAAGUACGAUACUGAUCUCCCCACAAACUUCGAGGCUCGAUUCCUGUCAAGUAUUCCUGGUAAACUGUUCUUCACCACAUUUCAGAUUUUCUUUUACGCCUUGAGGCCUAUAUGUGUCGCCACUAUUCCAAUAACGUGGAUUCAUUUUAUCAAUAUUGUGGUCCAAUUCACAUUUGAUUACUUCAUUCUUAGAUAUUGGGGCAUUAAUUCCUUUUUCUAUUUUCUAUUUUCUUCCUUUUUUGCCGGAUCUUUGCAUCCAACAGCUGGUCAUUUUGUUGGAGAGCAUUAUCUCUUUGACCCACCAAAACAUUUUAAAAUGUUUGUUGAUGCACCCCCUGCUGAAACUUAUUCCUAUUAUGGUCCACUAAAUCCCCUUGUUUGGAAUGUUGGAUACCAUAACGAACACCACGAUUUUCCAUAUAUCCCUUGGACUCGUCUUCCUGAACUCAGACGUGAGGCUUCUGAGUUCUAUGAGGGUUUACCGACGCAUGAAAGUUGGAUUUUGACUAUUAUUGAUUUCGUCUUCAAGUAUGACAUUACUAUGUACAAUAGAGUCAAGCGUCGGACUGCCGGUCGCAGAUUGUUCAAACAGGUUGAUUAUGAUGACAAUUCUAAGUGA